This is a messenger RNA of Daldinia decipiens, 2237 nucleotides long. Its product is annotated as peroxisome membrane protein. The coding region runs from base 447 to 1610 and encodes 387 amino acids. The record is from RefSeq and is a predicted model, not a curated record. Gene Ontology annotation, cellular component: peroxisomal membrane. Gene Ontology annotation, biological process: peroxisome organization. The transcript has a single exon. NCBI's taxonomy places the organism in Eukaryota, Fungi, Ascomycota, Sordariomycetes, Xylariales, Hypoxylaceae.
GGAAAUACUUCGGAUCAAUCUUUAAUUACUACCUAUUAGGUAAGCUCUGGGAGGACCGAGUGCACUAACAAAUAACAGACUGCAGAUGGCCUGAGCUUAUUUUCUCCAGCUGAAAUUCAAAAGCUGGGCCGAGCCGAGGCAACUGCAAGGCGGAGAGGUAAUGGUAAUGACAGAAGCGUAGGAAGUAACGACGCGAUGGAGCCUAACAAUUAAACGUGGUCGAACAGCUCAUGGUUACUUUCGCCCUUCCCACAACUACAACCACAACUACAACCACAACUACCUCUUAUCACAAUUACGACAUUUCAAUUACGAUUAUAAUCCAAUCAAUUGUACAGUCGCGAACUACGCUACACUUUGAUUGAUUCGUCUUUUUCUUCUUUACUUUUCUCAUGUUUUAAUUUGAAUCUCACCCCAUUUAUACAGUGUAAUAAUAUACCCCCAUCAUGUCGCGAUCUAUUGAUCAUUUCAAAGGUGGCGCAUCACGACCACCCGAUAAACCUCAGAAACCGACCCAGAGCAAGUUCUCGACACCUCCUCAAUGGCUCAAUAUCUAUGGCGACUUCAUCACGAAGAACGCCCAUCAAGUUUCCCAGAUCGAGAGCGCAUUACGAUCCCUAACGUAUAUUAUACCCGGUCGAUUUCGUGACGCUGAGAUCGCCUCGGAGACCCUGCACUCGGGUAUCCAGCUACUAUCCCUCUAUCACGAUGCUGUCCUCCGAGGCGCUGUAACGAAAAUCCCCGCACUAGCUUCCAAAAUACCAAGCCCACAUACCCGCUACACCAGAUUUUGGGCAGGAAAGAGUAGGUUAUAUCGAAGAAUAGCCCUGUUGCUACAAAUCGUUCAGUAUACCGAAUUAUUGUGGGAGAUGGCCGCCAAACGUAAGGGGGAGAAAGUUCGUUGGCGUGUUAUCAUCCUUUUGGAGAUUAUUAAAGCCUUCUGUCGCCUGUUAUUAAUGAGAGUCACCAAUUCAAGACCGCUCGUUACACCAGCAUUACCAGAACGAGACCCAAUUCCCCAGGAAGUGGACGAAAAUGACGAUGCGGCGCUAAAGGAGCUAAUGGGUGAAGAUACGUCCUCCGUGGAGAUGGAAGAAUCUACCAAGAGUGCCCACGAGAAAGAAUGGACGAUGCCACGAACCGGCGCCAGUCUUCCAAGCUUACCAAAUCCUGGAGAUAUCAGCUCUUAUUUGAUGAGCCGGGUCUUAACAGCAGACGACAUCAAACCCGCAGCAAAGCUCCUAAACACGCUAUCUGGCUCCGGACAGACUGCCGAGAUAUUACACAUUCUCGCCCCCUUAGUAUACGCCAUUGCAUUGUCAAGGUGUAAAGAUAAGAAGUCUUGGACGCCUUGGAUACUCGGGCUAAGUAUGGAAUACGCAGCGCGACAGUUACGCGACCGGGGUCUACGCAGCACUGCUCUAGAGAACGAAGAAUGGGGUAAGAGGUAUUGGGCGGCCGGUUGGUGGACUAUGAGGGGUGCUUUCUAUGAGCAUGUCACCAAGGGCCUUAUAGGUGGAGUGCGUCGUCGUAUGCCUAGUCUGGUCGCGGGCAUACUGGAAGAUUACGAGUACCUGUGGGAUAAUUAUUACUUCAGCACCAGUGCUUGAUGGGUCUAAUGAAGACCAAUUAACACUCCCUGGGAAUUCUCAGUCAUGCGGUGUGUGGUAUGUUAUGGAAUCUUGCGGCUCAGGUUGAACCUGUCUCUUGUCUUCAAUAAUUACCUAUGCAUCACUGGCCUCAUUUCUCUUUCCAUACGACGAUACCCACCAAACAUGCCGAUUACAUUCACAAUUUGCCAAAUUAAAAAUUUGGCGUCGGCUUCGUGGAUAAGUAGUGAAGGGUUAAAUUUCAACACUCAUCAGGAAACUCAGACCUCCGGAUAUAUUCGUAUGGAUACGGAGUAUCUGCGAUAUUUCACUUUAUCCUCUCUUUAUAAGCGACAUACUAAUAGUCGACGAUUGCAUAUCAGUCGAUAUUUAACGACGAAUUUGUAUACUGACGCUCGCCUAACUCCAAUGCCCUAUCGUGAGGCAUUCGAGCCAACUUGUUGAGGGUGCUCCUUUGACACGUGAGAAAAGAAUACAAGAUCGGAGGCACAGGAAAUAGAUAUUUAAAGUACAGCAGUUAAGUUUGGUCUUCGAUUGGUCUCAAUAGAGAAACAUUAUAGCAUAUAGUAAUCGCUUUAGUAUCAGGAGCAAGUUGUAAGAUUAGUAACAGAGGACAUAUUUAGGUAG